AUGAAUAUCAACGGCAUCAUUGUUGUCUUGGUCUUGGGUCUCACGGACGUUGCUCUCGGCGGACUUCGAUACCUUGAUAUUAAUUUGGAUCGCGUUGGAAUAGACACCCCAGCUAACUCCAUCAUUGUUGACGGCGGCAGAGCACCAGUUAAUUUCCGUGCACUCAUCACCCCUAAAAAUGGAGCUUCAAACAUCCUGAACCGCUUUACAAGCGAUCGGUACAAACUGGUCGCUUUCCUCGCUACGGGCCAGCAGGGUUCGAAUCCCACUGCUGUGACACCGGGAGUGAUUCCAUCCGCAGACCAACUGAAACCACUGACUGAUGGAAGACAGCUGGUUCUCCCUGACGUUGAUGUUGUGUUUGAUUUGACGAGAGUAGAUUGCUCCAACAAUAAGUUCCCGUAUGCGUGUCUGACCCUCAGCCCAGCGGAUGUCGUUGCCAACCAUUGGCAGCCAAGUACAUCCUCUGCACUCACCAGAUGCGUCUAUAUCACCUGCAAACCAAAACCCGUGAGAGUUGAUCUUGAUUACGUCGAUGUCGACAUACCUCGCGAUGCCAUCAUUGUCGAUGGAGAAAUCGUCGAAUUAUCGCUAUGCGUCUACUUCACUCCCAAAAAUGGCGCCGCCCAGGAGCUCAACUCCCUAGGUUCCAUCGCGAAGUUCAAGCUCACUGCCUUCCUGUCGACCAGUAGCACCGGCGUGGGUAAUACUGCUCAAGUCAUCGGUACAAUCCACAAAAUUGACCAGACUCAGGUACUCACGGACAACAAGCAAGUGUCUUUCUACGACGCUGAGUUCCCAUUCGACUUGAGUAACAUCGACUGCACUGACGGGGCUUACCCGUAUGUGUGCGUCACUCUGUCGCCUGAUGACGGGGUUUCUGGACGUUGGGGGCUGACUGCUAACUCAGUGCGGACUGUAUGCACUCCAAUUAUAUGUCUUGCCCAAGACAACUUCCAAGCACUCCGAGUAUGUGAGGACAACGUCUUCAGUCUUUCGUGCCCAGCGGGUCACGCCAUCCACGUUGCUGAUGCCGUCUACGGUCGCAUCAUACCCGGUAACACCGUUUGCCCAAGUAGCUCCAUCUUGACGACAAAAUGCAGGGCUUCGAACUCUUUGAAGGUUGUACGGGACAAAUGCGAGGGUGAAACGGCGUGUUCCUUCACCACUAACAACGGGGUCUUCGGUGACCCAUGUCCGGGUACCACCAAGUACCUCCAUGCCUUCUACAUCUGUCGCGAUACAGGAAUAGUGAAGACAGUGUGCGAUGGGGCGUGGCUCCAAAUUGACUGCCCAGCCGGUAAAGGAGUCAACAUCCUAGAUGCCAACUUCGGUCGGUACGCAGGCGAGAAUGUCUGCGGGUCUGCCGGGAGCGACGAGUGCAUUACGGAGAACUCGCUUGCCGCCGUGCAUACCAAGUGCCAGGGGAAGAGGUGGUGCAAGGUGCCCGCUACGACUGCCUGGUUCUCAGACUGCUGCUACGGGGGACCAAGAUAUCUCAGAGUCCGGUAUAAAUGUGACUAUCCCAUAAUGGUCUACAAAUCGGUCUGUCAAGGAGGUUCUUUGGGCAUUGAUUGCCCCACUGGGCACAUCAUCAAAAUCGACUACGCCCUCUACGGCCGUGUUCACGGAAGUGCCGUGUGCAACAGCCAACACUUGUUGGACUUCAACUGCAAAGCUGAAAAUGCCCUUUCGAUCGUCAAGAAUAAAUGUGAGAACCAGAGAUGGUGCAGCGUAAAGGCAACCAACUACGUAUUCGGCAACCCGUGCGAAGGUACACACAAGUAUCUAUUCGUACGUUACUACUGUAAGCCGCAUUAGAAAGUAUUGUCACGGGACAAAGAUUCAAGAAUGGUGGCUGUCUUAAAACUGGGACGCGACGACGAGUGAUGUUUUAAUACAAAACAGUUUCUUAAGAUUUACAAGCAAGUCAAUAAUUAUGUGAUAUUUAGAGAUAGUGUAGCAACAAUUUGAAAGGACAAACAUAAGCAAUUUUAAGUGUGACUUAGAUUAUUAAGGACUCCACUGGACUCUAUUGGUAAUUACUCAAAAUAAUUGUUACAAUAAAAACUUACUGAGUAACGAGCAAUGUAGAGCUGAAAAACAUUAUUAUUCAAACGAACAAAGAACAACAAGAAAUAAAAUUCACUUUCGUUUUUAUUAGUGAUUAACAACAUUUUGAAAUUCUGCCUGGUCGUUAACGUUUCUUGUGCAUCUUUUCAAAGCUCGAAUUUUUAUCUUUCUGUAGAAAGAUGUUCUAACUAUUAGUAACAACAGCGUAUAGUUUGUGUUGGAUUGUGCAGGCAGACGAAAAGUAACAACAAGUUGUGAUUUGUGACAGUUAAAUGUAUAUGAUAUUAUUCUACUCAGCCAUGCUACUUUGGUGUAACUAAACGUCAAUAGUUUCCAUUGGAAUAAAAGAUCAAUAAAUGAACACAGCAAUUUAAAUACUUAUAAGACUUGCAUUUUUGUCUUAAAGCAUUGGACACCUUUGGUAAUUGUCAAAGCAGUGUCCUCACUUGGUGUAUCCCAACCCAAUGC
This is a messenger RNA of Asterias rubens (European starfish), 2541 nucleotides long. RefSeq lists its product as uncharacterized. The record is from RefSeq and is a predicted model, not a curated record. The coding region runs from base 1 to 1821 and encodes 606 amino acids. Lineage: Eukaryota; Metazoa; Echinodermata; Asteroidea; Forcipulatida; Asteriidae. Gene Ontology annotation, molecular function: carbohydrate binding. The transcript is spliced from 8 exons.